AUGUUCUCGAGAAUUAUCCGGACCCGUGGCGUCGCCCAAGUGGGCAGACAGCCGGCAACACAGCUGUUUCGCCGCUCUGUGACCACGGACGCUGCUUCUGCUCACGCGGAGGAUAUUCCAGCUGAAGAUGACAAGCCAUUCUCCGUCAAACUCUCCGACGAGAGCUUCGAGACUUACGAACUCGACCCUCCACCAUACACCUUGAAGACGACCAAGAAAGAGCUCAAGCAGAUGUACUAUGACAUGGUAUCGAUAAGACGUAUGGAGAUGGCUGCGGAUCGACUUUACAAGGAGAAGAAGAUUCGAGGAUUCUGCCACUUGUCGACUGGCCAGGAAGCCGUUGCUACUGGUAUCGAACACGCCAUUACCCCAGACGACAAGCUCAUUACUGCCUACCGAUGCCACGGAUUUGCCAUGAUGCGUGGUGGUACCGUUCGCUCGAUCAUCGGCGAGCUGCUCGGUCGCCGUGAGGGAAUUGCCUACGGAAAGGGAGGAUCUAUGCAUAUGUUUGCUAAGAACUUCUUUGGUGGUAACGGAAUUGUCGGCGCUCAGGUGCCCGUCGGUGCUGGUCUUGCCUUUGCUCAGCAGUACAAUGGCGAGGCAAACACCACCGUCUGUCUGUACGGUGAUGGAGCAUCUAACCAGGGCCAAGUUUUUGAGGCCUUUAACAUGGCUAAGCUAUGGAACCUCCCUGUCAUGUUUGGCUGUGAGAACAACAAAUACGGAAUGGGAACCGCUGCCAACCGCUCUUCCGCUCUAACCGACUACUACAAGCGAGGACAGUAUAUCCCUGGUAUCAAGGUCAACGGAAUGGACGUUCUUGCUAUCAAGGCUGCUGUCCAGUAUGGCCGUGAGUACACCGUCAGCGGCCAAGGCCCUCUAGUCUUCGAGUACGUCACCUACAGAUACGGUGGCCACUCCAUGUCCGACCCCGGCACUACCUACCGUACCCGUGAAGAAAUCCAGCGUAUGCGCAGCACCAACGACCCCAUUGCGGGACUCAAGCAGAAGCUUCUUGACUGGAACAUCACCUCCGAAGAGGAGCUCAAGGCCAUUGACAAGGACGCCAGGUCGAUGGUUGACGAGGAAGUUGCCAUUGCUGAGAAGAUGCCUGUUCCAGACGCUACUUCGCGUAUCUUGUUCGAAGACAUCUACGUCCGUGGCAGCGAGCCCAAAUGGAUGCGUGGCCGCACCGCCGACGAGACCUUCUACUACUAA
Messenger RNA from Nannizzia gypsea CBS 118893, 1218 nucleotides. Its product is annotated as pyruvate dehydrogenase E1 component subunit alpha. The record is from RefSeq and is a predicted model, not a curated record. Bases 1 to 1218 code for a protein of 405 amino acids. Gene Ontology annotation, molecular function: pyruvate dehydrogenase (acetyl-transferring) activity. NCBI's taxonomy places the organism in Eukaryota, Fungi, Ascomycota, Eurotiomycetes, Onygenales, Arthrodermataceae. Gene Ontology annotation, biological process: pyruvate decarboxylation to acetyl-CoA. Gene Ontology annotation, cellular component: intracellular membrane-bounded organelle. The transcript is spliced from 4 exons.